Molecule: messenger RNA, 3375 nt
Organism: Aspergillus fumigatus Af293
Lineage: Eukaryota; Fungi; Ascomycota; Eurotiomycetes; Eurotiales; Aspergillaceae
Product: WD40 repeat protein
Exons: 6
Coding region: 1-3375 (1124 amino acids)
Molecular function (GO): protein binding
Source: RefSeq, a predicted model, not a curated record
AUGGACGAUAAGGAUGCUGGCCGUGCCUCCUGUCUGUCCCACCAACCAUCCCAUCUCGGCAUUUCAUUACACUUCAUUGCUCAGCCUGUGAUUAAGCCUCCUGCGGGGUUCCCGAGGCGUCGACCAUCGUCGAUGAAGGAUAAUGGAGUGUCUGGCCUGACCCAAACGAUCCGUGCCAUAAAACCGGGACAAGGCACUCCCUCGUAUUCCCCCCGUAUUGCUCUUCAAAAAGGCAAUGGCGACGGCUUGCCCUCGCCGAUAUUCUCGAGUCUGACCGGUAUCUGGAGUCUGUUGGCUCUGCGCAGUGACAUCGACGAUAUCAUCCUUGAGCUUCUGGGUCGCUUCAGCCUCGAGAAGGUCUACGCAGACGCAGACAAAGAGUCGUAUGCGGACUUAAUUUUGACCUUAUUGGUUCAGCUCCGAGUGAUAUUCUUCAUCCAGCGCCUCACACUCCCCCCGGGUGGCACCAUCCCCGUGGAUUGGUCACUCGGCUUUCUGGUCAGCUGGGAGGUGACGGUGCGGACGGUCGAAUUCAUCCUCCAGAUCGUCUUGGAAGCGCGUGAAGUGCUUUGGGACUCUCCAUUGCGCGACGAAUAUCUCUCGCGGCUGGUGCUAUCGACCGUGCAGAUUCUUCUGCUGCACCCGAAGACCCCGCCCAACUCUCGGCUCAGAGAUCGUCGAGACCGAUUCGCGCGGGUCCACAGGGCUCUGGAAAGAGUGUGCGACAAUUAUCCCGAUACCAGUUCAUCUUUUCUCGCAGUCUGUCGGGCAAUCGCAGACGCUCUUCGCGCCGAACCGAAUGCUCUGUCGCUUCCCCCGCGGCUGAAGCAGGAAUUGCCAUCCUUGACAGGAGAUCUAUAUCCUCUGCCCGACUGCCUCUCCUCGUCCUCCGUCGCGACCUUCGUCCCCCAGCAUGGUUCUUCGCAGAGCUGGUUGUCGCAGCUUCUAGGCCUGUACGACGUGGCGCAAUAUGUUGUCGGCGCGAAUGUUCAGUUCGCAGUGAAUACCAGAAAGGUCUGUGAUCCGAAGCUGGAACGGGCAUCGAAGAGCAGUCGCGAUGCCGUGCUGCAUGCUCUCAAUCGCAUCCGGCUGCCCCCCUACGUCUCUGCGGGGCAUCUCAUCCCGAUGAUCAGCAAAGAUUUCCGAGUCAUCCUGCCUGAUACCCCUAGCCUUGGGCAGCACCGGCGCGACGGAAACACGGUUGAUGCGCUGGAGGCGUUGCGAGAGCGACUGGGCCAUCGACUGAUGGUUCACCGCGUCAGCGAUGGAGCCAUGAUGCACAGUGUAUCCCAGAUAACUAGGUAUAUCGAGCUCUUGGACAACCCUGGCGACCAGUUGAGAUCAGCCAGCCCGGCAUUGUACGUCGUUAAUUGCCAAGAGUGCCAUUUCCUAGGGUCGUCACUGGUCCGACAGAUUGCAACCCUGACUCACCUUGAUGAUGCCGGCGGCGCGUCAGGAGUUGCCCUACCUACUGAGUCCAGGUGCGCGUUCUGUGGCUCGGCAGUCACUAUGGUACGUGAAGUAUCGCUAGCGAGGUACACUUGGGAGCAUCUCAAGCCGCUGAGCCCAAACGUCGAGGCUAUCAAUGCGGAAAGACAUCUCCCCUCGCAGUUUCUAUUGGCGCCAUCGCGGUUCGACCCGCUUCGCCGCGAUUCCGGAAUGGCAUCAGGCCCGUCAUCAGGUCCGUCAUCCCCGCCCCCUUUUGGCUUGUCUGCCUUUCCUCAGGGGCGAACAAACGCGCCGCGCGCGGAACCUUGGGUCGAUGGUCCACCCGUGCUGGGUAACCAAAGGACGAGCGAAACCCCUCCUCCCAGAACCCUCCGGCCGGCGGCUGGGGAACCUCCAUUCUCUGCCGAUUCCGUGGGAGGCUUUGAGCCCCUCAGCAAAACGACCACAUUCACUCACACCAGCUCAUCAUCGAGUGCGGGCAUCCGAGCCCUCUCGCCCCCUACUACGUCAGAUAAGUCACGGUCCAAGUGGAAAUCGAGAUUCGCCUCCUCGAAAAAGGAAACUAGGGACCUUGCAGACACCAGCUCCCUGUCUUCAGCAACUCUGGAGACUCAGAAGCUGGAAGAGAUCGACCUGAAAAACCUCUGCCGGCGGGGAAAACAUUCAGCUGGGGGAAAGUUUGCCCAGAAUAUCAAAGUAAAUCUAUCACAAGACUCGACAUACUCCCUGUUCUGGUCGCAGUCCUCGAUUCAGAUCUGGGAUGUCAGUACUUGUCCCCCUACCUUCAAGGACGCCAUCACCCCGGAUGGAUUCUUCAUCCUUGCGGCUGUGACAGGAACCCACGUGGCCUAUAUGACAGGAGACCGAGAUCGAAAGCAGACGCUGUGGAUCCAAAGUCUCGAGCGGAUGACCACACGUCCGGUGGAGUAUCGUGUAGGGCCCACGCCCUGGUGCACCAGCAUGACCGUCUCCCCCAGCGGAAGCUUCGUCGCUGUCGGAUUCGACAAAUCGACCGUCGGCCUGUUCGCCCCUUCAGAAUGGCAGCAACCGCGGCUCUAUCGCGUGCACGCUCGCUAUCACCAGGACUGUAAGGAUUGUCCUCCAAUUGCCACCGUCUCCUUCUCCCAUGAUGGGCUCGCUCUGGUGUGCAGCACCCGAAGCGAGCGAAACGGAAUGAUCCAAGUGUUCUUGUCUCAUUUCCCCUUCUCCGAAUUCCAGGAGGUUUUACCCUGCCGGUACCGCGUUCCUCCCCCUGAGUCAGAAGAUAACGGGAUUUCAUCUGUGCUUUUUCAGCCGGGGAUAGGCGGUAAGGAGGACAUCAUCUGCAUCACAACAUGGACGCAAUCCGGCGUUCCCAUUCUGGUCCAUCCUAACGGCGGCCACCGCACGGAGAUCCGUGUACAGAGUUCUGCCUCGUCCAACCACAAGGGAAAACUCGGCAAUCGCAUCCAGGCUGCUGCCUUUUCGCCAUCGGGACAUGAGCUCGUCCUGGCUAACGAUAAGGGCUACGUAUAUCGAGUAUCCAACUUGAGUUCUAUCCCGAUUGAGGUCCGAAGGGUUGCUACGUCCAAGGAGUUUACGACCAAGACUGAAUCCUUUGCAUUGGCAUACGUGCAUCAGACGGAUGAAGACCUGAUUCUGGUCUCUUGGUCCGAUUCAUCCAAAGGAGUCGGUUAUGUGAGGAAAAUCCCGAUCAUGACCACAGGGGAGGUCCAGCACCUUCAAGAAUCAAACAUCGUCAAUGCCACUGUUCAUCCGAGCCAACCAGAACUUCCCGAAUUUCAGCCACCAGAGGAGAAGGUUCCUGAGAAACGCCAGAUCUUAGUCAAGCCUCCGGUAGAGCUCGAGGCUUCGGAGAUGAGCCCUCCGCCCAUCCAACGACCUUCGAGAAUGGGUCUUUUCGGAUCGUUGCACGGUAAGAAAUAG